Messenger RNA from Oryzias melastigma (Indian medaka), 2936 nucleotides. RefSeq names its product zinc finger protein 362a (gene znf362a). Lineage: Eukaryota; Metazoa; Chordata; Actinopteri; Beloniformes; Adrianichthyidae. Gene Ontology annotation, cellular component: transcription regulator complex; PcG protein complex; nucleus. Gene Ontology annotation, molecular function: DNA-binding transcription factor activity, RNA polymerase II-specific; RNA polymerase II cis-regulatory region sequence-specific DNA binding. Gene Ontology annotation, biological process: regulation of transcription by RNA polymerase II. The coding region runs from base 705 to 2042 and encodes 445 amino acids. The transcript is spliced from 9 exons. The record is from RefSeq and is a predicted model, not a curated record.
UCAAGUUUUUGUAAUAAUGAAUGCACCAACAAAGCAACACAUUCCUUCAACACAAAAACACACUUGUGGAUUAAUUUGCACCUUUCCAAAUGAGAACUUGUCCAGUUUGUGUGCAGAGGAAGGAUGUUGGAGUGUGAAACGUGUGUUUUGUGCAGUAGCAGCGGCAUGCUGGGCCGAAGCUCUCCUCUGUGACAGCACUGCCAUCUCCUGCUGAGCUAAGCACGGAGCAUAUUAGCAGUCUGUUUCUGCUGCUGCAGCUCAGAGGAUUACACUUCAUAUUUACCGCACUGAUCGGACACAGACACGCGGGAUUUGUGCACAACAUCAACCAUCCGUCCACUCCCCCCUCCCGCCCCUCCUAAAUCUGCGGGACGUUUUUAAUUUGAGCCCUAAAACGAGUUCCCUUCAUACAUAUUUCUUUGAUGACAUAAUUUAAAGUAACAGCUUUUUCUCUCUGCUAGAACAGAGUCGGGAGGAACGCCUUGGUAAAGCUGGCGAUGCGUGCGCGCAGUUUAAAGCGGCGCAAAUGCGCACACAGAGAACGCAAAAAUGGGGCUAAAAAAGGGAGUUUUUGGCGCACGGAGCGUCUAGUCGCCUGCAGCACCCAGAAGUGAACAGCAGGCGACCCGGAAGGUUUGGAGUCCGAGGCAGAGCGAGCAGCAAAAGGAGUCGCGGUAAAACAUUUCUUCGGUCUCUGGCGCAGAAUGGCUGAACCUCGCUUCAACAGCCCGUAUUUCUGGCCUCCUCCUCCGGCCAUGCCUGGGCAGCUGGAUAACCUAGUAUUGAUCAAUAAAAUCAAGGAGCAGCUGAUGGCGGAGAAGAUCCGACAGCCACAUCUGCCCGCUGCUUCACCCGCUUCCCAGCAGCCUUUGCUGACCUCGAGUCAGGCUGACGGCAGCCAGCACGGAUCCUCCAAGGCUCAGCAGAUGCCGGCCCUCUACAGUCAAAGCCCGUCUCAGCCUGACAUCGCUCUGCACGCCCGUCCCGCCUCGAGCUCCGUCACAGGUCGCAUUUUGGGAGAUGUUAACUUGAAUUUGGACGAUAAGGCGGCCAUAAAAGCAAGAGGAUUGUGGGAAGACUGGCAUCUGCGUCAUCUCAUUGACCAUCCUUCCAGAACAAACCACGUCUCAGGUGUGGCACUGGCUUCCAGAACCGGCAACCUCAGCACGUCUGAGAUCAUCACUCCCUCAACUCCAACUUCGAGCAGUCAAAGCCGGCUGUGCGGGUCUUCCACCCCUCACUUCAUCUCAGGGUUGGCUGCAGGCCGUGGGAUUGAGGGCGGGAAGACCAACGGAGGCCUUUUGGGACUUCUGGGUCCUCCUCCAAAGCUGGAGCGAGGGCGCAAAAAGAUCAAGGCGGAGAACGGGUCUUCUCUCUUGGUGGUGCCCUACCCAAUCCUCGCUUCAGGGAACGACCAGCCCUGUCUCACCCUGACCGCCAAAGAGGGGAAAACCUACAGGUGUAAAAUUUGUCCGCUGACCUUCUUCUCCAAGUCCGACAUGCAGAUUCACUCUAAAACUCACACCGAGGCCAAAGCUCACAGGUGUCCUCACUGCACCAAGACCUUUGCAAACGCAGCCUACCUAGCCCAGCAUCUGCGCAUACACCUGGGCACCAAACCGUACCGCUGCUCCUACUGCGAGAAAUGUUUUCGCCAGCUCUCUCACCUUCAACAGCACACCAGAAUCCACACGGGUGACCGGCCUUACAAGUGUGCCCACCCGGGAUGUGAAAAAGCUUUUACCCAACUGUCUAAUCUGCAGUCUCAUCAGAGACAACAUAACAAAGACAAGCCCUUCAAAUGCUCCAACUGCUACCGUGCCUAUUCAGACUCUGGCUCCCUGCAGAUCCAUCUGUCUGCACACGCCAUCAAAAACGCCAAGGCCUUCUGCUGCAGCAUGUGCGGCAGAGCGUACACCUCAGAGACCUACUUGAUGAAGCACAUGUCUAAGCAUGGGAUGGUGGAACAUGUGAUGUCCCAUCACUCACCUCCACACAGGACAGACUCUCCUUCCAUUCCUAUACGAAUCAGCCUCAUCUAAGCCCCAUAAACUCUUGGGUUUGCCCCGCCGAACAACCGUGGAACGCCAAAAACGGGCUUCGAUAGACUGUCAGUGUUUUGAGAAGAGGUUCUCCUAUGAUGGAUCUAUCUCGCUUUCCUUUCUUACUGACCAGACAGUAUUAUUGGGGACAUCCAAAGAUGAUUUCUCAGCACUUUUAGGCUUCACGCUGAAGGCCGAAAACAUCUACCCGUGUUACUUUCCAGAAAAAGAACUUAAUGGAGGCAGCUACACGGAAAAGACAGAAGAACUUGUUUUAUAGCUUAACUUUUUGUAUGGUUCUUUACGCUUUUUUUCCUUCAAGUCUUUGCAACAAUACUUCAAAAAAUGUCUUCCAUUUAUUGAGUGGACAACGUAACAUAUACAUUUGUGCGUGUGUGUGUGUGUGUUUUUUUUUCGUGUCAUGCUUUUUGAGUGUUUGCAAAGUUUUAUCAGAUAUGCUGCAAUAAUACUCAAAGUAUUGAUGUUGAAACAUUUAUGUCAGAAAUUUUUUCAAGCUGUUGCCAAUUUUUGAAACCUAGAAAAAUAUUUUUAAAACAAAUCUGUAAAAGUACAGAUUUGGUGUUAAUUAUUUGAGAUAUUUGAACAGGCAAAUUCAGAGCCUGCCUUCAAAAUAAGAUUAAAAAACAAGUAAUUCAAGAAAACAUUUCAGUCAUUUGGCCAAAAAAUAGACAGACAGAUGUAUACACUUGCAUAGUUCAUGAGUGCGUUAGGUACACAUGGGUGAUGUAGGAUGACUGAAAGAGGUAUAUAUGGUGAAGAAACAAGUAAAGAUUUCUUUUGUGUCAAUCAUAUUGUACUUGAGAAAAAUAUUUUUUUAUAUAUUAUUGCUAAUGAUCAUAAUGGAGAAAACAAUGAAAAAAAAUCUGCAUCAAA